AUGGCCCAGCUUCGCCUCACCGACUUUUUCGGCCUCACCAAAGCGGCUCCCGGAGCCCCGGACAAGCGCGGCGGCUCCCGGCUCAAAGCCGCCCCUGCCAUUCCCCCGGGGCUCCGGGAGGCAGAGAAAGAGGGGGUCCCGGUGGGGCUCAUCCCCCACCUCCCCCCGCUGCCCCCCUCACCGCGCACCCCGGCUGGCAGAGGCUCCCCGGGGGUGCGGGGGUUGGCGGGAAGGAAGCGGAGCCGCCGGGAGAUGGAAGAGGAAUCGCCGAGCGGGACCCGGUGCGGGGAACCCGGCAGGAAAUCGGCACGGAAGAGGCUGGAGCUGCCGCGGGAUGCGGGGCAGGGGAUACCGGGCGCGACCACCAGCCCUUCAGCCACUGCUGGUCCCCAAAAGUCAUCUUUGCUAGAGGGGGGCACCUCCUGCCCCCCCAGCCAGAGCCAGGACGGGGGGACACAGCCCAGGACAGCCCCCCAGGGGACAACUCGGCGCUUGCAGCGGGAGGACCUGGCUGGGCUUCGGAGCCGCCUGCAGAAGGUGAAGGUGCUGGGACAUCGUGGGGACAAGCUGCCACCCAUCCCCUCUGGGGCCAGCACUGACCUGCAGGACCGACUGGAGAGGGUUCAGCAGCUGAAGCUGCGGAUCCAGGAGAGGAAAGCAGGAGCCACACCAGGAGCACGACCCUCUGAGGACACCGGGGUGGCAGCUCCUGUGGCAGAGGCUGGCAGCAAGAAGCCCCCCGCAUACCAGCGGUUCCACACCCUUGCCCAGGACCUGCCCCCAGGGCUCUCCCUGCCUUACAAGUUCAAGGUGCUGGCAGAGAUGUUCCGGAGCAUGGACACCAUCUCUGGGAUGCUCUUCAACCGUGCUGAGACCAUCACCUUCGCCAAGGUGAAGCGGGGGGUGCAGGACAUGAUGCACAGGCAGUUUGAGGAGCGGCACGUGGGGCAGAUCAAGGCAGUGUAUCCCACCUCCUACAGGCUGCGCCAGGAGAAGAACGUCCCCACCUUUGGUGGGAAGAAGUCUGAGUAUCAGCUCACCCUGGAGCCAGUGGUGGGGGAAGAGGAGAAGGUAGGUGGCCGCCCACACUUGUCAGCCUCACGCUUGCUGGAGCGCAGGAGGGAGUUCCACCGCAACCUGGUGAACAUCGUCAAGCAGCACCACAAGGCAUUCCUGGCUGCCCUCAACCCUCCCAUGGUGGUGCCAGAGGAGAAGCUGACCCGCUGGCAUCCCCGCUUCAACGUGGAUGAGGUGCCAGACAUCACCCCGGCAGAGCUGCCACAGCCACCCCAGGAGGAGAGGCUCACCACGGCCCAGGAGGUGCUGAGCACAGCUCGGGGGAUGCUGCCCCCCAAGAUGGAAAAAGCUCUUGCCAACCUGGCCUUAAGAAAUGCUGAAGCCGAUGCAGGGGAACCAGUGGUUUCCAAAGCCCCAUCCCCUGCCAGCACCUCCAGAGCUCUCAAAGGGGUGUCCCAAGCCCUGCUCGAGAGGGUCCGGGCGAAGGAGAGGCAGAAGCUGGAGGCUCUGCUGACCCGGGAUGCAGGGCAGGAGGAGCGGGUGGCCAUGCUGGGGAGGCUGCCAGCCAUGGCUCGUGUCCUGCGUGGGGUCUUCGUGGCCGAGAAGAAACCGGCGCUGAGCAUGGAGGUGGCUUGUGCCCGCAUGGCUGAGAGCUACAACACCCAGAUGCCUCCUGGUGAGAUGGAGAAACAUCUGCGGCUCUUUGCAGAGCUGCUGCCCGACUGGGUGGGGAUCCACACCAUCAGGACAGACACCUAUGUCAAGCUGGACAAGGGGAAGGACCUCAGCAUCAUCACUGAGAGGCUCAGCAAGGCCCUGAAGGAGGCUGAAGGCCUCUGAGAUCCCAAGGGUUGAGGCUUCCUCCGUGCAAUCUCCUCUAGAUGUAGCAAAUCCCGAGCAUGCUCUGGGGACUGGUGUGGGCUGAUGGGAGACUCAUCCUCAGGGAUGUCCAAAACACCUUCAUUAACAAUCUCACUAAUUUAUAACAACCAGGUACCUGCAGACUGUAGCUUCUCUAACAUUCAAGCUGUAGGCAGGCAGUCCUGGGGUGACAAGGAAAGUGGUGAACAGCUUGUCACCUCCUCUUGGCUUUGCUGGUUUCUCCUGAAGGUUUGCUGCUGCUGGCAGGUUUUCUCCGGAAGGUUUGGUGCAGGAAG
Messenger RNA from Calypte anna (Anna's hummingbird), 2174 nucleotides. RefSeq names its product chromatin licensing and DNA replication factor 1 (gene CDT1). Gene Ontology annotation, biological process: regulation of DNA-templated DNA replication initiation; mitotic cell cycle; DNA replication checkpoint signaling. Gene Ontology annotation, molecular function: DNA polymerase binding; DNA binding. The record is from RefSeq and is a predicted model, not a curated record. The transcript has 10 exons. NCBI's taxonomy places the organism in Eukaryota, Metazoa, Chordata, Aves, Apodiformes, Trochilidae. Gene Ontology annotation, cellular component: nucleus. Bases 1 to 1857 code for a protein of 618 amino acids.